Molecule: messenger RNA, 3536 nt
Organism: Dipodomys ordii (Ord's kangaroo rat)
Lineage: Eukaryota; Metazoa; Chordata; Mammalia; Rodentia; Heteromyidae
Gene: Hnrnpa1
Product: heterogeneous nuclear ribonucleoprotein A1
Exons: 12
Coding region: 90-1208 (372 amino acids)
Molecular function (GO): RNA binding
Source: RefSeq, a predicted model, not a curated record
GAUGCGCUCUUUGGCUUACUCCUUUCUCUUCGUGGACGCGACCGAGGAAGCAUCGCUCAAGUGUCUCUUCCCACCCCUCUCUUGCCGUCAUGUCUAAGUCCGAGUCUCCUAAGGAGCCCGAACAGCUGCGGAAGCUCUUCAUCGGAGGGCUGAGCUUUGAAACGACCGAUGAGAGUCUGAGGAGCCAUUUUGAGCAAUGGGGAACCCUCACGGACUGUGUGGUAAUGAGAGAUCCCAACACCAAGCGCUCCAGGGGCUUUGGGUUUGUGACUUAUGCCACUGUGGAGGAAGUAGAUGCAGCUAUGAAUGCAAGGCCACACAAAGUGGAUGGAAGAGUCGUGGAACCAAAAAGAGCCGUCUCAAGAGAAGAUUCUCAGAGACCUGGUGCCCACUUAACUGUGAAGAAGAUUUUUGUUGGUGGCAUUAAAGAAGACACUGAAGAACACCAUUUACGAGAUUACUUUGAACAAUAUGGCAAAAUUGAAGUGAUUGAAAUCAUGACUGACCGAGGCAGUGGAAAGAAAAGAGGCUUUGCUUUUGUAACUUUUGAUGACCAUGACUCUGUGGACAAGAUUGUCAUUCAGAAAUACCAUACUGUGAAUGGCCACAACUGUGAAGUAAGGAAAGCCCUAUCAAAGCAAGAGAUGGCUAGUGCUUCGUCCAGCCAAAGAGGUCGAAGUGGUUCUGGAAACUUUGGUGGCGGUCGUGGAGGUGGUUUUGGUGGCAAUGACAAUUUUGGUCGUGGAGGAAACUUCAGUGGUCGAGGUGGCUUUGGUGGCAGCCGUGGUGGUGGAGGAUAUGGCGGUAGUGGGGAUGGCUACAAUGGAUUUGGUAAUGAUGGUGGUUAUGGAGGAGGCGGCCCUGGUUACUCUGGAAGCAGAGGCUAUGGAAGUGGUGGACAGGGUUAUGGAAACCAGGGCAGUGGCUAUGGCGGGAGUGGCAGCUAUGACAGCUAUAACAACGGAGGAGGCGGAGGCGGCUUUGGCGGUGGUAGUGGUAGCAAUUUUGGAGGUGGUGGAAGCUACAAUGAUUUUGGCAAUUACAACAAUCAGUCUUCAAAUUUUGGACCCAUGAAGGGAGGAAAUUUUGGGGGCAGAAGCUCUGGCCCCUAUGGUGGUGGAGGCCAAUACUUCGCCAAACCACGAAACCAAGGUGGCUAUGGCGGUUCCAGCAGCAGCAGUAGCUAUGGCAGUGGAAGGAGGUUUUAACUACUGCCAGGAAACAAAGCUUAGCAGGAGAGGAGAGCCAGAGAAGUGACAGGGAAGCUACAGGUUACAACAGAUUUGUGAACUCAGCCAAGCACAGUGGUGGCAGGGCCUAGCUGCUACAAAGAAGACAUGUUUUAGACAAUACUCAUGUGUAUGGGCAAAAAACUCGAGGACUGUAUUUGUGACUAAUUGUAUAACAGGUUAUUUUAGUUUCUGUUCUGUGGAAAGUGUAAAGCAUUCCAACAAAAGGGUUUUAAUGUAGACUUUUUUUUCUUUUUUUUCUUUUUUUUGCACCCAUGCUGUUGAUUGCUAAAUGUAAUAGUCUGAUCAUGACGCUGAAUAAAUGUGUCUUUUUUUUAAAUGUGCUGUGUAAAGUUAGUCUACUCUGAAGCCAUCUUGGUAAACCUGCCCCAAGAGUGUGGAGUUAGAAUUACUUCAGGGUGGUGCCAAAUUUCAUUUGAAAUUUACUUGGAACUGCUUGGGUUCAGAAGCCAUUGCUUUCAGAAAGAAACCUUGGUGUAGUUAACUGACAGUUACUGUGACCUUGAUGAAAUUCACCAUUGACAGGGUGACUCAAGCAAAGUCAUGGAAUUUUAUUUGGUUAUAAAAACAAUGGUUGGCACAUCCUAUGCAAUAUCUAAAUUGAAAAAUGGUACCAGAUAAAAUGAUAGAUGGGAAUGAAGAUUGUGUAUCAUCCAUUAUCAUGUGUAAUCAAUAAACGAUUUAAUUCUCUGAAUGGAAUGACAACUGUAUGGAUUUGGGACUGGCAGAGAUUUGGACUUUACCUACACACUACCCCUGAUAAAACGUUGAAUGUUUCUAUAUCACAGUGCAAGUUCAAAGCUCUGCCAGAGAACAGCCCCCUGCUGGCUAAUGCCACCCAAUAAGUCCACAGAUUAGAGGUGUUACAGACUACUUUUCUUAAAAUGACAAAAUACCCAUACAAUUUUAAUUUGAAGAAUAGGGUACAUUAAAGGAAAACUGCAGUUUUUGUGGGCUUUUUUAAACUGGGUUAUUUUUUUGCUUAGGUCAUUGUUGGGUGGGUCUUCAGAUAUAAUAAAUCAUUUGUAGAUUUAAAUUAGAAAUGUGAUGUUUUCUGCAUAAUUAUAUCAACUGCAGUUUUCUUUUAAAUGUGGCACAAGGUCACACAACAUUCAGAGGUGUUAAUUGUAUGGAAAAUGCAUUCUAAACAGUUGAUAUCCAAUAAUUGUCUGUACAUAAGAUUCUUUUGAGCCUUUGGUGCCACUUUAAUUUCAGUGCCUUUGUACCUAGUAGUAUAGAUACCUGUUUAUCAUUAGGACUGUAUUCCAUUCCAUGGAUGUAUUACUUGGAAGUUCGGGCGGAGGGUGGGAAAAGUGGAUGGGAGGUGGUGGGGAUGGGAAAGCAUGGAUGAUAGUUACAUGAUACUGGCUGAGUUUGCAAUAGCAGGUGGAACCUUAACUGUUGAGGGAGUUUGCAGAUACCUCAGGAUUCGUGACAAUGCCUUUAAAGAUCCAGGAGAUGUUCAGCUACUAGGAACUGCUAGCAAGCAUAGCGCGAAUGGCUUCGAGCUCAGACACUCUGCAGCUGAGAGUAGACACAUGUGGUAUGUGGAGUACAGAUAAGCCAGGGGCAGGCCACGACAUGCUCCAUGAAAGCUAGGAGGGAGUGAAAUUUCAGUGACCAUCGCAAGGAAGGAGGCAGACAAGAGUAAGGCACACCUGACUCUUAGGACUAGCAGUCAGAACCAGAAGGAAAGGUUUUAUUGCUAUACUGGUAGGUAAGAACAGAUUUUACUUACAUCCAUAUAGUUAUGUAAAAUCCAGUUUUCUGUUGGAAUCUCAUUUAUAUUGAGCCAAAAACUAGUCCAGUUAAGCUGAACUUGGUUUUUUGUAUCUUGAGAUUAAUUGACACCCUAUUGGCUUCAAAUUGAAGUGGACACUUUAAAUUUAUGUCUGCUGUAAAAUGUUUGUUCCCAUUUCCUUAAAACAAUGGCUCAAGUAAAAUACAUAUAUUAGUAUCUUCCCCAACAUGGUGGGAGGUGGGUGGUUCAUUAGUGGGAGGUGGGGGGAAUAGUUUGAAGUGGGGCUUGGUCUCAAAAAUAGAGCUAGUUCUAAAAGUUGUUUACUUUUCUAGGGAAGAAUCUGCUACAGGCUUAACAGCUCUGUUUUAAAAAAAAAUCAAACUAUCCCAAGUUCAUGGCUAAAAGGAAAAUCCUUGUGAGGACAACCUUUAUUAUCAGCCAUUGUGCUUUAUCUCACUGCCAUGCAGUUGGUUUAGCUGUUCUAAUUAUUAGCAGCUUUAAUUCAGUUUUGUGAAUGGGCUUUAUAAUAAACUAUUUUGACUUAC